Messenger RNA from Wyeomyia smithii (pitcher-plant mosquito), 617 nucleotides. RefSeq lists its product as uncharacterized. Bases 129 to 533 code for a protein of 134 amino acids. The record is from RefSeq and is a predicted model, not a curated record. The transcript has 3 exons. Lineage: Eukaryota; Metazoa; Arthropoda; Insecta; Diptera; Culicidae.
UUUCUGUGCGAGUGAUCUCAUUAUUUCUUCUCAUCCCCAGUGGAAAUACCCAGCGAUUCAAUAAAAACAAACUAUUCGCAGUACAUCCUUCAGAGUAAACGCAGGUCACUUCUUUUCUGGAAACAAAAAUGGCUGUUAGAGGUAAAGCAUUUCAAAUUCUAAUUACUGUCGCAUUAUGCGUAGCGGUUAAUGGAAGACCAUCAUCGGACCCGUAUCUAGAUUAUGAUUCAGACUCAGAAAACGCGAUUAACGAGGUGUUCCUCCCGGAGCCAUCAUCUACAACUACAGGAGCACCUUCUACAACGGAAACUACCACGGAAUACAAGUAUAAACAAAUUGCUGAGGCGUACACGGUGAAAAUGCCAGAGUUGCAUUCAAUCCGACAUGCCGCAGGAACGCACUAUUUCGAACUACAGCCUGGGGAAGAUCUCAACACAAGACUGCUGGAAGAGAAACGCAUACAUUUUGAUGAGCCUUUUUCGAGAACUCCUGCCCCACGUUAUACUGGAUAUUCUGCUCCUCCUAAGUGCUAACCGCAAGACUACACGGGUCAGUUAUGUUUGCAUGUAAACAUUCAGUUAAAAAUUAUUUCAAUAAAAUUAGAAACUGACAACAAA